AUGGCUAACUUUUCUCCUACAGGAGCACUGGUGAACGAUGUGUCCUUCACUGACGAGGGAGAAUUCGCGGCACUCUUUGAAGGUUGUAUGUGGGCAAAGAACGGUUGUAACUACGUUACAGCACCAGAAGGGCAUACUAACAAUGCUCAAACCUUUUCAAUUCAAGACCUCCCAAGCACCUUCAUGGCGCAGGACGCUGGUGUUUUUGGAGAUCUUCCUGAUCCGUUCACUACGGGAGAGGAUAUAGAUCUGUCGGUAUUGCCUCCGUUGGAUUCAGAGCACAGUCAUUCUGCAAUCAUCGACAACGAAGUAUCGCCUGAAAUGGGGGAUAACCAAACCAACCCCAAUGAGGAUAUUGGUAAUUUUGAUCAGACUGCGGCUGCCCAGAACAUGAAUCCCGGUACUACUGGGCAGUCCACUGCUACGGGUAUACCUCAGCCCGGAACCAUGUCUGGAGACCUGAACCCUAACACUACUGACCAAUCCGCCGCUACGGCUUUGAUGCAUUCUGGGUCUGUGCCUGUAAACCAACAUAUGGGAAAUUUGGCGCCUCCAGAUGCCCGUGUAAUUGCUUCUACUUACUUCACUGGUGGGAUUGGCCCUAUCAUGGGUCCUAUAAACGGUGUUCAGCAAACCACCUUAAAGCAAACACGCGAAUCACUACCGAGCGGUUACUCUACCCUCCCUUGUUAUGCUCUUGGGGCUGGUGUUGCUGUCAAUAACUCGGGCGUCUCAUUUACUGAGGCCGACAAUGAAGACUUCUUUAAUCGUGGAAACAAUUACGCGAACAACGCUCCCAGCAACCUCGUGGGAAAUGCCCCGGGCAACCAUGUGGAUAACGUCUCAAGAAGCUCAUACAACGCCACCCCCACUGACCAGGCCGCAAGCAUGCUCGGCAAUGUAACCGGAGUACAGGAUGUCUCUUCAAACGCUUCUCAAAAGAGUACUCCACCUUCGCAGCCAGUCUAUGCUGCUGGUGGGCCCCAGGGAACUACUAUGCCAGCAAACCAAGUGGAUAGAAACCGUUCUAGUUCUGGUUCUUCCGGCAAUUCUGGUACGUCCCAGAAAUGCAAAGCAUCUUCGCCUGCCGAUCAGAUCACCGGCAACCCUGGAAGCCAGUUCACGGGACAUCAGAACACCGGAAGCCAGCUCACCGGACAUCAAAUGGCUGGAGAUCAGUUCGCGGGAAACCAAAUGACUGAUCUUCAAUUUACCGGGAACCAGAUGACUGAACAUCAGUUCGCCGGAAGCCAGAUGAACGAGCAUCAGUUCGUCGGAAGCCAGAUGACUGGACAUCAGAGCAUCGGAAAUCAGAUCACUGGAUUUACACCCCAGCAAGGGACUCAAGUGUAUCAGGGUACCUUCCCUUCUCAACAGGUUGCUUGCCAGAACAGUACCCUGGUGCAAUCUUCGCCGGAGUCUGGAUCUGGACCAAUGCACUCCAGUCCACCUGAAUACCUCCCUGGCAAACUUGGGCAAGUUGAGGAAUUCAACCAAGGCAUAUCAUCUGGAAGCAAUUCUGUGCAGCAGAACAGCCCCUCUGAUGGUCAUUAUGCGCCCCCCAGUCAAGGCGAAGCCACCUUCCCAAUGGAUAUUUCCGGCCAGCCGGUCAUGACCGCCCAGGCCACUGUUCAUAACCCACAGCCAAGCCCCAUUUCACUGAUGGACCAGCUGAUGAACCCGGAAGCUUAUAAUAUGGACUGCGGUACGCUGUACUCUUCAGUCGAGGAAGCCAGGGCAGCACGCCCGGUGCAGGAUGGCGUUCGAGAAGACACUACCCUGCCCACCAACGAUUUGCAGAAACAAGCAAUUGUUAGGGCCCUCACCAAGGCGAUGCUCAGUUUCAGGAACGCCGAGGAUAACCCUGGCAUGAUUAAGCCUUUCAAAGAGGGAAAGUAUAGCGCCGAGAGAGUCGAGUGUGUGUGCUGGGAGAUACUGGACUGUGUUAUCACCAGGCAAAUCUCGGGCUCGUUGUUGGCAGCUCAUGGAUUGAAGAGAAAGAUCACGAGCGAUUUGCUGACGUUCGCUGAACGCAUGACUAAAGUUCUAGAUUGUCUCGAAACCCAAAAAACAAUCUGCAAGCAUCUAUUAGAUGCCCCAUACAUGCAUCAAUUUGUUGAUGAUCCGCAGGCUGCUCAAAAGCGUGUCAUUGCCAAUAAGACUUUGAACAAGCGCAAAGGUGAAGUGAUGAACGCGGGCAAGCAAGUUCUCGGAGCCAGAAAGGCAGCUGAGUCUACCACCAUCAACCAGCCGGUUAGGGUUGCAGCGGCUACAAUGUCCACAGCGUCUGCUAUGCCUACCAUGGCUACCGUGCCUCCAGUAAACAACGCCGGUGCUGCAAUGACCCCAAAUAACACCCCGGGCAACAUUGCAACGACCGGAAGAAACCCUCAACCUGCCACUCCAUCCAACGCGACCCAGCAGAUGAACGUUAUGGCCCCUACCAACAAAGUUAGAUACCAAAUGGCGAUGAGCGCAGGAACCCCUACACCUGUUCCACAAGUCAGACCAGGCCCACAGGGAUACCAGUCUGUACCUUUGAACAGAGUUGCCGCUGCUCAAGCCUAUAGCAACCGUAUGAUGGGCCCAACCUCUCAUCCAAGACAAAAUGCCGGGUCCGUCACAAUGCCUCCAACCGCUCAGGCGUCUCCUCAUCCGUACGACCCAGAAGUAACAAUCAAAACCCUGUUGGGACGAAACUUGAUGGUCAAUUACAACCAACUCGCCUCGCAAUCUCAUCCAUACUCACAGAUGGGAUACCCACAACAGAUGGGAAAUCCGGUCCAAAUGGGACACCAACCUCAGAUGGGCCAUCGAACUCAGAUGGGACAUCAGGCACAGAUGCAAGGUCCUGUAUCAGGUACACGUAAGCGCAGAAGGGAAGAAACGGACGUCGAGGACGAUUCUCCUUCGGCCAAGCGGCAGCAUUAA
This is a messenger RNA of Aspergillus piperis CBS 112811, 2931 nucleotides long. RefSeq lists its product as uncharacterized. NCBI's taxonomy places the organism in Eukaryota, Fungi, Ascomycota, Eurotiomycetes, Eurotiales, Aspergillaceae. The coding region runs from base 1 to 2931 and encodes 976 amino acids. The record is from RefSeq and is a predicted model, not a curated record. The transcript has 3 exons.